Molecule: messenger RNA, 2700 nt
Organism: Aspergillus mulundensis
Lineage: Eukaryota; Fungi; Ascomycota; Eurotiomycetes; Eurotiales; Aspergillaceae
Exons: 1
Coding region: 1-2700 (899 amino acids)
Source: RefSeq, a predicted model, not a curated record
AUGGCCUACAACGCCGUCGCGCAGGGCGAACACGAACUGCCCUCCGACUCUGAUGAUUCCAGGGGACCCUCGCCGCAGCCGCAUGCCCAUCCUCAUUCCGGUACGUCGUUCGAGCAACUCCCUUUGGAUGCAGAUCAUAUUGGGGCCGGGGAGCACCUGCAACGUGCAGAAACAGACGGAUACAACGGUUUUCGGAGUCUGGGCUCCAUGGUUCGAUCGAUGACAACGACAAGCUACGAUAUGGUAGAGUCAGACGACUAUGAGGUAGUGGCCGAUCCUCAAAGUCCAACAGGGCCGGACUUCAAUAGUCCCAGUAGCCCCGAUAAGCACGCGGACACGCUGCGAACCCCAACCACCGAACACUCUGUUCCUCUCAACCAUCCGACCCCUGGGCUUCAGUCCUUGCAAGGUGCUUACGUUCAUAAUGUGGAAAGGCUGGAGAACGCUGCUGAACGUUUAAGCUUGAGCUCCGCAGAUAUCGGGAGUGAAAUUCGCAAAAUGGGAAAAAGACGUUCAAGCGCGGGCUCGGCCUCUGUGUCUAAUUAUGCUUCCCAGGACGCAAUGUCUCAUCGCGAUUCGAUUCAGUCGGGGACUCGUUUGGCUCAGGUAUCGGAACAACAUGCGCUCGAAGAAUUCCCCGAAAACCCAACGACUCGUCCUCUCGCUCAUGCUUACCUUCCUCCGCUUCCGGAUGCUGUCCCUUUGUCCACGAUCGAUAUCAACAAGCACCAACACGCGCGCACACAAUAUAAUUCAGAUAUGGGAGAAGUCGAGAUGGAGCGGCCAUUGUCGGCGGCAUCCGGGGAUACAUACCGCCAGGCCAGAAUUUUGUUCAAUGAUUUUGAUGGCGUUCAUUACGUUCCCAUGGAUAAAGGUAUCGAUCUUGCACGACGGGUAUCACUGACCAGGCCUCCCCUCGCCAGCCGACCCCAACCAUACAAACAGCCGCAGGAAGGCGAAAAUAUGGUCUUCUAUCCUGCGCCUGUUCCAAUGACAAUUAAUCUGCCACCUAAGCUCUCCCAGCGUCCAGACCACACGCAACGAGAAAAACGCCGCACGCAGCUCCUUGAUGCGGUUUCGCCUGAUAAGAGAAAAUCCGCGCCAUGGCUCGCUGAACAAGACCAGGCCGCCGGCCAUGCUCGGAGACGGACCGCACAACCAGCCGAUAUGCCCUCGCAUCUUCGUGCCAGUGUCUUUUUCGAACCGCCGAGCGCAACUCUUGACAUUGAUCCUUCUCAGACUUCAGCAGUCGCGACACUUGACAGUAUCCUUGAUGCAUCCACAACAGCUCCAGUCACUGCGUUCACAGAUCAUCCAUUUGCCGGUCCUGUAGGUCCAGAGGUGUACAGCAGCUCGAAACAUGGGAAACUCUCAAAAGAUGUGUCUGGACAGCGCAAAAAGCUGCGACCCAAAAGUACGCUCGACUUGGGUCAUCGACCAUCAGUACCCGAUUUUCGGUCUGCUUCUCUAGCAACGCACAAUGUAUACCCUACCACGGAGGCAGCGGCCGCGGAAACGCACGAGACUACCUCCUUGCGCAAACGCGAUAGUGAGUCUAGUUCUGAAAGUGAAGGCGACUCCGAGGAAAGCUCGGGGAGCAGCGAAGAAGACAGCGAAGGAACCGAUGACGAAGAACUCCACUUUACCGGUCAACCAGCUACGUUGAUUGCUGAACUGGAGCAAAGGAAACACGACCUUAAGCAGAGGCGCCGUACGGCACCUAAUGCGGUCGGCAUGCAAUCUACUCUUCUCCAGCUAGAAGCGGUGGCAGCUAAACAGAGCGAACACAGGCGGCAAAAGCCUGUUGCCCUCGCUUGGGAGAAUCCGGAUGCCCAUCCUAAUGAUCAGGACGACGAUGAUGAUGUCCCUCUCGGCAUGCUUUUCCCGGAAAAGGCGCAACACACUGACGAGACCCGGCCCCUGGGUCUUAUGGAGAAGAGGGAAAUGGAAGAAAGUGAGCCGCUGAGUAGGCGGCGUGCGCGGUUAAGAGGCGAGCCACUGCCUCAGCCUAUUGAUCAGCGUCCUAUGACUAUGUAUUCGCAAGGGACGCACGCUGCUUUCGCUCAGGACCACGAUAAUGAUAGUGGAAACGAAGGGGAGACACUUGGCCAACGCCAAAGGCGGCUCAAGGGCCACGAACGCAACAUAUCUAAGGCCGAUACCGAUUUUACCACCGAGAUAUUGGCUGAGUUCGAUCAUUUAAAGGAGGAUGAAAACAAGAAUACCCAGAAUGAACCAUCACAAGAAGACGAAACCCUAGCACAGAGGCGAGCCCGUCUCAGGAAGGAGGCUAGUGAGAAGCGAAAUUCAGGUUUGAAGAUUCCUCGAUACAGAAGGAGUAUGGCGGAUAUUCUCCAUAUACCCCGCCCUUCCACUGUCGGUCAGCAAUCCUUGAUGCAGGAGACUCCUGGUCCCAUUCACCAGCGCUCUCUCGAUCAUCGAAUGUCCAUGCAGCAUUUGCCUGUCAGUGCUGGGCCACCGAAGACGGCAGCGGCGUUUUCACAAUACCAAGCACCAAGUUUGGCUGGUCCAUAUGGCUAUCCGAUGGCACAUCCUAAUACGUUCUACAGCGACGCGAUUCUGGGCAAUGGAAACCUGAGCUACGCGAUGCCACCCAACCUCCGUCAAAACACGAUGCGACAAGAAGUUGAUCCCGGGCAGCGGGCUGUCAUUGACCGCUGGAGACAAAGCAUUGUCUGA